Molecule: messenger RNA, 1473 nt
Organism: Actinia tenebrosa (Australian red waratah sea anemone)
Lineage: Eukaryota; Metazoa; Cnidaria; Anthozoa; Actiniaria; Actiniidae
Source: RefSeq, a predicted model, not a curated record
CGAACAAUCGCAAAGUUGAAGCUAUCAGCUAUCAAGAAGAUGGAAAAGUCCUUGAAUAUUAGAAUCACGAAAUGUUUAAUUUUUAUUCUAAACUUCGCUAUGAGCGUGGCUUUUGAUAUACAAAAUUAUAGUUAUGGAGAGAUGUUAUUCCAAAGGCAUCCAGACCUUGUGCUUCAAUUGCCAACCAACGUGAAAAACGUAAGACGAAAGAUCUUUGAAGUUCCGAAUGAAAUGCGCUGUUGUUUCAAAUGUAUGAGAGAAACAUGGUGUUAUUCGGCGAACUUUAGAACCGCUUCUGGAGAAAACGGUCUUUACGCGUGUGAGGUUCUAUCUACAGAUAAGUAUUCCAGUCCGCCUCAUAAAUAUUUGAAGGAAAGCAAGGAAUUCGUUCACUUGAGCGUCGAGGUUUUACCAAACAAGUGUAGGAUAACUCCAUGUAUGAAUGGAGGAAUAUGUAUUUUUCUUGACAAAAGGCAAGGCUAUCGCUGCCAAUGUAAAGAAGGAUAUGAUGGAGAUGAGUGCCAAAAGGAAGGACUUCAGACAUCACAAAUUCUACGUAAUUAUGGAAACGCCGAAUAUCUGAGGGCACUUUCGAGCUACUUGGCUCCUUUGCUUCAGAAUCCAAAUACGAGUCGUUGGGUAAGGUGUUGGCACGCUGCARCAGAUGGAUGGGAUGUAACAAAGACAUUCCACCCACAAUGUGACGGAAAGGGACCCACGGUGACUAUUAUUCGUGUCAAGAAAUAUGUMUUUGGGGGAUAUAGUGAUGUAUCAUGGAGCGAAUUUCGUGGUUAUUCAUCAUCGAUUAAAGCAUUUCUCUUCUCGCUGUACAACACCAAAGGCUACCACCCCAUUAAAAUCGAACUCACUGGAAUUGCCAAUCAAUUUGCUAUCUUAAGAUCAAGAGACAAAGGGCCGACGUUUGGUAGCGGACCUGACUUACAAAUCUCAAACGCUGCAUCCUCUAACCUUAAUUCUUUAGCACGUUGCAGCACGUACAAGACUCCCCCAGGCUGUCUAGAUAACAAAGAGUGUUCUUUCUAUACUGGGAGUUGCUACUUCACCCCAUGCGACGUGGAAGUAUUCUAUGAAAAUACGAGUUAGAUAUCUAAAAAACAUUUUUGGCUCAUUGUUAGUAGGAAACUUUUACCAAAAAUAUUUCGCUUAAAGAUACUAAAGUUCUGAUGGUGGUAAAUUUGUUUGAUUAGCUUUGCCUGAGAAAAAAAGUAAAUAACAAUAAUGAUAAUGACAAUGAUAAGUGCACUUUAAGGCAUGGUAACCGUAACAGAUGAAGUAUACAACAAGAAGCAAUCACGAACUACUAAGCUUAGAGUUUACUAAAAAUCAACUGUUUUUGGUUGUUCGAGUCGUUCAAACAGAGAAAAAAAAUAGAAGCUAGUUAUUACCAUCUUCCUGCACAAUGACGAUGAUGACAACGACGAGGAUGAUGAUGAUGAUGACCUCGACGACGAU